AUUUGUUUCGUUAUUAAAAAACACAUAUGUAAAAUAUCUGGCAUGCAAUUGCUACUCAACUCGUUGUUUUGUUGCUGCGGUGUUGUAGGGAACAUGUCUGUUUUAAAUAAUGUUUCGAUGUCUUUAAAUCGAAGGAUUUUAAUUCAAAAACUUGGAAAAUGUUUCUGUACUCGGUCAGCAGCUAGCGUUAUAAAAAAAGAAGACUCUAAAGAAGCUAAAAAAUCAUUUUCUCAGUUAGCAGAAUAUAGAUAUGUUUAUCCUGAAUUUUUGCCUGAUCCAAAAUUUGAACACCGGCAUAAGAUAAGAGAGAAACUUGAAAGACAAGAUAUGUUGAAAAGGAGAAGAGUUAUAGAUAUCCCUGAAUUUUAUGUUGGUUCUGUCCUUGCUGUAACUGCAUCUGAUCCAUAUGCCCCAGGAAAAGAAACUAAAUUUGUUGGAAUCUGUAUUUCUAGAACAUACAGUGGUUUAAGAGCUACUUUUAUCUUAAGAAAUGUAGUUGAUAAGCAAGGUGUGGAAAUUAUGUAUGAUUUAUAUAAUCCUCGCAUAUUAUCUAUUGAAGUUUUAAAAUUAGAAAAAAGGUUGGAUGAUGAGUUGUAUUACUUACGUGAUGCUGCACCAGAAUAUAGCACAUUUCCUUUUGACAUGGAACCAGAAUUUAGAGUUGAAGGUGAACCUGUUCCAGUCAAUCCUUUAAAGGUGAAAUUGAAGCCCCCACCAUGGUGUAAAAAAUGGGAACAAAAAAAUUUAAAAGGUGUAGAAGAUUUUGAAGUUGAUGCAGUGAAACGUAGGCGUGCUAAAAAGACUUUCACACCUUGGGAAAAGUAUGAUCUCAUGAAAGAAUAUCGACGUUGUAUUCCUGAAGAAGAUCAAAUAGAUGUAUGGGAAGAUGUUGAAGCUCACAGACAAAAAUAUCCAGUUAAACGUCAUUUAUGGAAAAGAACAUUACAAAAAGCUGCUCCAAAAACUACACGAAACUCUUAAUUUGUAUUUUUAGUUCAUUAUUGUAACACCAGCUCAAACUUAUUUUGAAUGCUAUGAAUGUGUAAUUUUCCCCUUCAGAAUAAUUGCAUUGCUAUGUAAAUUGUACUAGAAAAUA
This is a messenger RNA of Stegodyphus dumicola, 1096 nucleotides long. It is a transcript of the gene mRpL19, whose product is annotated as mitochondrial ribosomal protein L19. Gene Ontology annotation, biological process: translation. The record is from RefSeq and is a predicted model, not a curated record. Gene Ontology annotation, molecular function: structural constituent of ribosome. NCBI's taxonomy places the organism in Eukaryota, Metazoa, Arthropoda, Arachnida, Araneae, Eresidae. Gene Ontology annotation, cellular component: mitochondrial large ribosomal subunit; ribosome.